This is a messenger RNA of Solanum verrucosum, 1932 nucleotides long. RefSeq names its product cleavage stimulating factor 64-like. Gene Ontology annotation, cellular component: mRNA cleavage and polyadenylation specificity factor complex. The transcript is spliced from 10 exons. The record is from RefSeq and is a predicted model, not a curated record. Gene Ontology annotation, biological process: mRNA 3'-end processing. Lineage: Eukaryota; Viridiplantae; Streptophyta; Magnoliopsida; Solanales; Solanaceae. Gene Ontology annotation, molecular function: mRNA binding. The coding region runs from base 192 to 1721 and encodes 509 amino acids.
GGCAGUAGUACUGUAAAAUUAAUGGGCUGCCGUGAUUGGGUCGGCUGACCCGUUUUCCUGCCCUCUGUUCAUCGAGCUCUGGCAAUGCCGUCUCCGCUUAAUCCCAGUUUGAAAAGGAAAAGGAAUGUGCGAGACACGAAUUAUAAGAGGGAAAGGAUUCACUGGACCUUCUUCUUCAACUUAUAACAAUUAUGGCCACUUCUGAUUCUCAGCGUCGCCGCGUUUUUGUUGGGAAUAUACCAUAUGAUGCUACUGAGGAGCAACUAAUGCAAAUCUGUGAGGAAGUUGGACCAGUUGUUUCCUUCAGAUUAGUGAUUGAUAAAGAAACUGGGAAACCAAAAGGUUAUGGAUUCUGCGAAUACAAGGAUGAAGAGACUGCAUUAAGUGCUCGCCGCAACCUUAAGGGUUACGAGAUAAAUGGUCGGCAGCUAAGAGUUGAUUUUGCUGAAAAUGAUAAAAAUUCCGACAGAAAUCGUGAACAGGGUCGCGGCGGACCUGGUAUGACUGCGAAUGUUGAUCCCCAAAAACACAUUGGGGGACCAGCUGUCCCUGUGGAUUCUGCACUUCAGCAGCCAUUAGGCAUGUCAGUAGCUAUGACUGCUGCAGCCGUUAUGGCAGGAGCUCUUGGAGCUGCUCAGAGUAGUUGCUCAUUCAGCCAGUCUGGGAUAGAUCCUUUAACACUACAUAUGUCCAAAUUGUCUAGGAGCCAACUGAAAGAUGUUAUGUCUGAGUUCAAGGCAAUGUGUACACAAAACAAGGAACAGACACGCCAAUUGCUGCUAGCAAUUCCAAAUUUGUCAAAAGCUCUUUUUCUGGCACAGCUAAUACUGGGAAUGGUAACCCAACCAAUGUUGCAGACGCCAAACAUUCAGCAAUCGGCUGCACCUAAGCUGCAGCCAUUGGUUCUAGAUAGUCAGCAAAGUCAACAACUGUCAACUCAGUCUCUUCUUGGGUUACCCCCACUUCCUCCUAGUUUACUCCCCCAGGCACAGCCUCAGACUCAACUAGCACAAUCGCAGAACCAAGUUUUGCAAAGUCAGUUGCCUAUGCCUUCUAGAAAUCCUUCCAUCAAUGCAACCCAAGUCAAUGUGUCAAUUAAUCCAACAGUUCAGGUGGGAACUUCUGUUGCUGUAAAGCAGCAAAUGCAGCCUUUUUUCUUACAACAAGCUGGGCCAGUUGCUUCCAUGAAUUUUACAUAUAAUAGUCAGCUGGGGACAGAAAAGACAAGAUAUCCUCCUCCUCCUUCAUCAAUGCGUACCCCAUCAUUGGAACAAGGUUCUCAGGGAAAUCCUUCAGUAGUGUCUGGUGUCUUGGAUAAUACGAAUAAAGACUCUCAACGACCCCAGGCUCCUAAUAAUUCAUCUUUGAUUACCAGACCAGCUUACCCUUCAGGUUUGCCUGAGGUGAAGAGAGGGGCAGCAUAUAAUCUAGAUCUUCUGAGUCGGCCAUCAAAAACGACAAGGCUAAAUGAUGGAAUAAGUUAUGCCUUACCUGAUGCAAGUGUAUCUACGCCCCAGUCAGGAUGCUCGACUCAAAUUUUAGCUGCAGCAGAAAUGUCAAACCCUGAUAAACAAGCUACUCAGGUACAGCUUCCCUCGGACGUUGAGUCUGCCUUGCUGCAACAAGUACUGAGUCUCACUCCUGAGCAGUUAAGUGCACUGCCACCAGAUCAACAGCAGCAGGUCAUUCAGCUCCAACAGAUGCUUCGGCGGCCAACAUAGCCAAACUUUAAUACGUGACAAGGACCUCAGAUACUUGCCCCACCAAAAUAUUUGUGCAGAAGGGCAUGUUGUCUUUUGGAUCAUUUACCAUAUUGUAAAGUGAUUGAUUUCCAAAGGAUUGUUAAAAUGCACUUGGGUGUAUUACAUUCAUGUAAUGACUAUAAGCAGGCUGUUUACAAGCUAAAUGAAAGAAAGAGGAAAGAGUUUUGUA